GUCCAAGUGCGCGUGUCCUCCAUCCGCUUGCGUUGCUCAGAAUGGCUCGCGACUAUUGGCUGAGCGCAGGUGUCGUCAUCAUUUGCUCCGCCCCAUUUGCUUUGGUAUUUGGCUCGCGUUUAAAACGCUGGCGGGAAGUGUGUUUGCCUUUACUUCUUUUUCUUUAUCUGAGGAAGUGAGCGAGGCGCGUAAACAAGCCAAAAAUGGUUAGGACGAAAGCUGAUAGUGUUCCUAGUAGCUACAGGAAAGCGGUGGCUGCUUCUGCACCCAGGAAGUCACUUGGCGCCUCCAGCUCGGGGAACUCCUCCAGCAGCAGCUCUCAAGCCGCCACACCCGGAAAGAAUAAGUAUGCUGGUGGAAACCCUGUCUGUCCACGUCCAACCCCAGAAUGGCAGAAGGGUAUCGGAGACUUCUUUGGUGGCCCGAGCAGGAAGCCAGAGAAGGAAAACGUCCAUCCUGUUUCUGAUGGAGAGGAGGCUGGGGGCAGCGGCAUGUCCAAAGCACCCCGGAAGUCCAGACCGCUUCCAGAUGAAGAUGAGGAUGAUGAAUAACUCAUAAUCCUUGUUCAGUGUAUUGAAUCCCCUCAUUGGUACCAUGACCUUCAUGAUUUAUCUUUUUUAGUGUAAAUCUUUGUACAUACUUUUUAUGUUUUCAUUUUUGUACAGAAGUUUAAUAAACUGUCUCUUUCAAGUUA
Messenger RNA from Ictalurus furcatus (blue catfish), 694 nucleotides. It is a transcript of the gene pclaf, whose product is annotated as PCNA clamp associated factor. The coding region runs from base 204 to 551 and encodes 115 amino acids. NCBI's taxonomy places the organism in Eukaryota, Metazoa, Chordata, Actinopteri, Siluriformes, Ictaluridae. The transcript has 4 exons. Gene Ontology annotation, molecular function: chromatin binding. Gene Ontology annotation, cellular component: nucleus. The record is from RefSeq and is a predicted model, not a curated record. Gene Ontology annotation, biological process: translesion synthesis; regulation of cell cycle.